Neoarius graeffei (lesser salmon catfish) is the source of this 1916-nucleotide messenger RNA. It is a transcript of the gene kynu, whose product is annotated as kynureninase. The coding region runs from base 100 to 1668 and encodes 522 amino acids. Gene Ontology annotation, cellular component: cytoplasm. The record is from RefSeq and is a predicted model, not a curated record. The transcript is spliced from 14 exons. Lineage: Eukaryota; Metazoa; Chordata; Actinopteri; Siluriformes; Ariidae. Gene Ontology annotation, molecular function: pyridoxal phosphate binding; kynureninase activity. Gene Ontology annotation, biological process: NAD+ biosynthetic process.
UCAAGUGGGUGGUCCUCACCCUCUGCUUCUACCUGCUGGGAUGCCCUUUCACCCUCUGUUCGGACCACGCGCCCCUCCAGUGGCUCCACCACAUGAAGGAUGCCAACGCGCGGAUCACCAGUUGGUAUCUGGCACUCCAGCCAUUUAAGUUCAAGGUGGUCCACAGGCCAGGGGCACAGAUGGUCAUGGCAGAUUUCCUCUCCCAUCAAGGGGGGGAGGGGGAGUCAGCUGCAGGCCGGAUGGCUCCUUGGCCGUCCGGGAAGGUUAUCCAUGGAUGCUUUGGCAGCAGGCUCUCCACAGGAAGUUAUUGAGAGGGUGUCCAAGCAGCUGGACUGCAGCACUACUUCACGUGAUGUGGCUGAAUACUUUGACCAACAUGACAAGCUGCGGGAUUUGCGUCAGGAGUUCCUGGUUCCCAAAGUAGCCGAUCUUCCUCCAUCUGACCUGACUCUUGUGGAUGGUUCAGAAGAUUGCAUUUACUUUGUAGGCAACUCUCUCGGAUUACAGCCCAAAAAUACCAAAAAGUACAUUGAUGAGGAGUUGGAGAAAUGGGCCAAAACAGGAGCCCAUGGACAUGUGAUGGGGUCUCGACCUUGGGCCUGGGCUGAGAAUAAUCUGGAGGCUCUCAUGGCAAAGAUUGUGGGUGCUAAACCAAAGGAAGUGGCCUUACUGAAUGGCUUGACUGUCAAUCUGCACCUCCUGAUGCUUGCAUUUUACAAGCCCACUCCAAAACGACACAAAAUCAUUCUGGAGGAAAAGGCCUUUCCUUCUGACCAUUAUGCUGUGGAAUCUCAGAUACGCCUUCGAGGAUUUGACCCUAGUGACAGCAUGGUCCUCCUCAAACCCAGAGCGGGCGAAGACACCCUGAGGAUGGAGGACAUCUUGUCCACAAUCAAGCGAGAGGGAGACUCGGUUGCUGUGGUGAUACUCAGUGGAGUCCAAUACUACACAGGCCAGCUGUUCAAUAUGGAAGUCAUCACCAAAGCAAGCCAGGCCAAGGGCUGCUACGUCGGGUUCGACUGUGCACAUGCAGUGGGUAAUGCAGAGCUGAAACUGCAUGACUGGGGAGUCGACUUUGCCUGCUGGUGCACCUAUAAAUAUCUGAACUCCGGAGCAGGUGGUAUUGCCGGAGCGUACAUGCAUGAAAAGCAUGUGUACACAAUCAAACCUGCGCUCCUCGGUUGGUGGGGACACAAGUUGGACAGUAGAUUCCAGAUGACCAAUGUGAUGAGCCUGCAGCCUGGAAUUAGUGGAUUCAGACUUUCAAAUCAACCCAUUUUACUGGUGUGUCCCCUACAGGCCAGUCUAGAGAUCUUUAACAAAACCACCAUGGCGGAUCUGAGGAAGAAGUCCAUCUUGUUGACUGGUUAUCUGGAACACCUUCUGAAGCAUCACUACAGCAAGGAGAAGUCGGAGCCAGGGAAACCUCACGUCUGCAUCAUUACACCCAGUAACCCGGCGGAGAGAGGCUGCCAGCUUUCACUCUCCUUCUCAGGUCCCAUCAGAGCCAUCUUUCAAGAGCUUGAGAAGAGAGGAGUUGCAUGUGACAUGAGGGAACCGAAUGUACUGCGUAUAGCUCCUGUUCCUCUCUACAACUCCUUCACUGAUGUACACCGCUUCAUCACGGUGCUUGGAGAAGCUCUGGAAACCAGCAAACAACAUGAUUGAUGUCUGACUCUGAUACCAUCAUCAUUUAAUGAUGCGUUCAAGGGAUAUUUCUGAAACUGAAAAUAACUGAAAGCAAGUUCGAGGCCAUUUUAAGAAAAAUCUUUACCACUAGUUAGUUCAGACCUAAAAACCUUACCGAUGAUUUCCUGUAUGCUCAUUUUACCUUCAUGGAAUGAUUAUAAAAUAUGUUCAUAUUAUCCAGAAUGUAAGCAAUACAAUAAAAUCCUAAAAGUUAUUCACUCCACAAA